AUGGCGGCCAAGGAUCGAGGCGGAAACAGUGCGGGCGGCGGUAGCCGGAAGAAGAAACACGAACCGCCGCCGAAGCCCAUACCCGAACAGGACAGACACAUUUGCGGACUGAUAUGCGUGUGCCAGCUUACGUUCGUGUUGAGUUCCGUGUCGCUGGUGUACCUGUCCGUGGCCAUCUACGUGCCCGGCUACAGGGCGUUCAACGCGGCCAUCGAGACGGUGCCGCUAAUGUGCCAGACAAUCAACUCGACGGUGUCCAACAACUGCGAGUGGGCGUCAUGCGGCGAAUGGUGUCUGACGAAACCGUCGGGCAACUGUCCGCAGUACCUGGUCACGGUCCGGCAAAACGGCACCGAAAUCGGGGUAGAGAACUGCACACGGCUCACGAGCGUUUCAUGUCCGCAGGCAAGUUUCCAAAACUAUAUACGUACGCUGUCGCGGGUGUUGGGUUUUUGUUUAGGUUUUUUUUGUUUACCGCACGCGACCGCGUUGUCGUGUUUCUCGACCCCGUAUAAAAUACAUUUCGACCCGCGGUCGACUAAUUCAGCCACCACCGGCACCGCCAAUUCUAAAGCCAAAACCACCGAUACCACGUGUGGCCAUCGUAAUUAA
Messenger RNA from Macrosiphum euphorbiae (potato aphid), 612 nucleotides. Lineage: Eukaryota; Metazoa; Arthropoda; Insecta; Hemiptera; Aphididae. The record is from the annotation of a GenBank genome assembly.